Molecule: messenger RNA, 1627 nt
Organism: Lactuca sativa (garden lettuce)
Lineage: Eukaryota; Viridiplantae; Streptophyta; Magnoliopsida; Asterales; Asteraceae
Product: diphthamide synthesis DPH2 family protein
Biological process (GO): protein histidyl modification to diphthamide
Molecular function (GO): 2-(3-amino-3-carboxypropyl)histidine synthase activity
Source: RefSeq, a predicted model, not a curated record
GUUCACAUCGUAUAGACUAGAUAUAACUAUAUACUUGAGCCUAAAACUCCAAGGUUUUCGCUUUUCACCAUCUUGACGUUGUUCUUUCUUCUUCUCCUAUGGAUUUCGAAUCGAAAUACGAGGUUUCGCGCGUUGCCACCUUCAUUCGCAGCAAUAAGUUCAAAAGGGUAGCUUUACAGUUCCCCGAUGAACUGCUAAAGGACUCCACUCGAGUUGUGGGCGCUCUACGUAAUGCGCUUUUUGGGUUAUGUUGCAAAGGAGACGAUAAUGAAGUGAAGGAUAUUGGGUUGUAUGUAAUGGCUGAUACUACUUAUGGUAGCUGCUGUGUUGAUGAGGUUGGUGCAUCUCACAUUAAUGCCGACUGUGUCAUUCAUUAUGGACAUACCUGUCUAAGCCCGACAACUAAACUUCCGGCAUUCUUCGUUUUCGGGAAAGCUCCAAUAAAUGCAUCAAACUGUGCUAAACAUCUGUGCGGUUAUGCAUUGUCUACUACGAAGCCUGUAAUGGUCCUUUUUGGAUUGGAAUAUGAGCAUGCAUUAAAAGAUAUCAUAAUAGAAGCAUCAGCAUCAGCAAGAUGUAAACUGCAUUUUGCGGAUGUUAUGAGUCAAGCUAUGAUUCCAAGUCCAAGUCCAACAAAAGGUUCUGAAAUGAAUGGAGACGCAGCAACAACAACUUAUAGGAUCGGGGGAUUGUUUUGGAGUUUAAAUGAGGGUCACACUAUGGAUGACUACUCAUUGUGUUUUAUCGGGCCUGAUAAUUCAGCUUUUGCGAAUCUUGUACUUACCUUCAACGCUUGUGAAAUAGUUAGAUACGAUGCAACAGAAAAUGAAAUGUUAACAGAUACGUCUCAACAACGAAGAAUUCUCAAGCGUAGAUAUUACCUGGUUGAGAAAGCAAAAGAUGCUGAAAUUGUAGGAAUAUUGGUGGGAACACUUGGUGUUGCUGGAUAUCUAAGUAUGAUCCAUCAAAUAAAAGAGAUGAUUACAAGAGCUGGGAAGAAGGCCUACACGCUUGUCAUGGGAAGACCAAAUCCUUCAAAACUUGCCAACUUUCCAGAGUGUAAUGUCUUCAUCUAUAUCUCUUGUGCACAAACUGCUCUUUUGGAUAGUAAAGAUUUCUUGGCUCCUGUUAUUACUCCUUUUGAAGCUAUUCUCGCUUUCAACAGGGGAAGUGAGUGGACUGGAAAAUACAUAAUGGAAUUUCAGGAGUUGGCUGUGGUCGGUAUGGACAUGAUGCCCAUGCCAAGAAAAGAAGCACGCUUUUCGUUCCUUAAAGGUGCUUACAUAGAAGAUCCUGAUUUCCAACAAGCAGAUAUGAAUGGUGGAGAUGAAGAUGGAGUUGUUUCUUUAGUGAAUUCAGAAAGUGCACUGCAGGAGCAUGGUAAGGAUGAUAAGAUGAUGGUUAAGGGAAGUGCAAGAUCAGGGUUAGAGUUUUUUGCUUCUCGGUCUUUUCAAGGUCUUGACAUGAAUAGUAAUAGUAAUGGGCCAGAGCCAUUCAUAAUUGGAAGAACAGGUAAGGCGUCAGGCUAUGACAAUGAAACAAGCAAAAGCACCACCUAGAUCCAAAUCGCCUUUAUGUUGUAAACUUGUAAUUCUGUUUCUUAUAAAGGAAAUUGGAUAUUCAUUCA